Molecule: messenger RNA, 2182 nt
Organism: Mya arenaria
Lineage: Eukaryota; Metazoa; Mollusca; Bivalvia; Myida; Myidae
Exons: 7
Coding region: 57-1073 (338 amino acids)
Source: RefSeq, a predicted model, not a curated record
ACCAGUAUAUAAACGGGUAGCUUACGCUAUACCUUCCUUUUUUGGAAUACUUAAGAAUGCAUCAGUCACACACCAUAGGAUCUGCCCUAUGGUUUAUUCUUGUGCAUUCGUGUGUGCUUUUUAGUAAAACAUGUUUGGCUUCAAAUGCAGAAAGCGCACAUCAGGCACACUACUGUAUCCAGUGGCCGGCCAUAGCAGAGAGUCAAUUUGCCCACGAACGUGAUUGGCUCAUUCGUUUUGCCGAGUGGUUACCAGAUGGAAGCAAAAUAUAUAUCUUUAGGGUUAAUUCGUUGAACCUGGAGAAAUUGUUUAUAGAAAAGAGAUCUGAUAACAUGGAUGAUAUCAGAGAUAUCCUGCUGUCUUUAAAACCUGCUGGGAUUGGUCGCGAGGUUUCUGCGGAACAGCUGAAUGCAAAUCUUUUAGAAUGCUUUCCAAAAGCUAAUUCUAGACGCUAUACACCAGACAUGGCCGAAAUAUUUAUGAUAAUUGGACAAACAAAUUUGGAUAUAACGAAUGGUUUUCGGGACACGGAGAUUAAAAUGUAUGCAAUUAUAUUUGGGGAAGUCGUAAAUAAAGAUUGGCUACCGUUUGUUACAGAUGUCAAUCAUGUCAUAUCUGCAUCAAAUGAGGCACUUCUUUAUGAUAGCCUUAUCAAAGAUACAAACAAAAGAUGUCGCAAAUAUGAAUACUACCAAACCUCAAUUCCAAAGGGGUGCACGUCUUGCACCAAUGUUUGUAAUGACGGGCCGCGAUACUACUGCACCUACAAAGGCUUUGAAGAGGAGUGCGAAUAUCUCCUUGACCUCUGGCGAAGACAGGCAAUCACGACAAGUACAACAUCAACUACGCAGUCUUCAAACAUUAAUCAAGAAAAUGGCAGUUCCGGGGGUUCUGAUUCCAAGUCAAAAACUGUCAUUAUAAUGAUAAUAGUCAUUAUAAUUUCGGCGAUAGCGGCGAUUGCAUCGAUUGCGGCUUUUAUUGCAGCUUCCGUGAAGAACGGCAGUACUAUACGCCAAUGGAUAAAAAAUUACAUAACCGUGGACAAAAUGGAUCCGCUGCAUCAAUGGAAUUAGGCGAAGAAACGGUACCUUUAAAUGAAACAGACGAAGGGAAUACUUUAUCGAACAACAACACUAAAAAUGGAACAGAAGCACCAGUGUCUCAGAAUUCAGCUUAUCCAUCAGUUUCGACUUGCAUCAACGUCACUGCCGAUGAUGGUUUAUUGAGGGACAAAGAUGGAAACAUCGCCGUACUUUUAGAUAACAUUCAUAAAGUGGCAGCAAUGGAGGCCUCCGAACGAGUCGAGAAUGUCAAUCCUGUUGACAGCAGGGAGCCAGCAGGAACCCAAGCUUCAGAUUGAUAAUUGUGUGGAGAAUUGUUAGUUUCAAGAUUUCUUACAAACAUAUUAAGAAUUUCAGUUCAAUAUUAUGUCAGUGUAACAAAUUAAAAUGAAUUGAAAGACAAGUUUAAAAUGAUAUAUACAACUUAUCAUUGUAAUUAGUUAAAUUAUUGCACAGACGUAUCAUUUCAAAAAAGCAAUAGUACGAUACAACCGUUGAUAACAUGGGGCAAACAAUUUCUUGUUUUGUCAUACACAUCAAAAUGAAUACCAUUUAUUUGUUCAAUCAUCAUUUGUUUUGUCUUCCAAUUAAGUUAAAGAUAUUGUUCCGAUACGAUACACCACCAACAUUUAAACGAGUUUAUUAGCAGAUUAAAAACCAACUCACAAUGUCAUGCAGUUUACACGUGAAAUAUAUAUUUCAAUAUUCACUGAGCCAUACGAUUACUCUUAAAAGUCUUACAAUGUCACUAAUAUUGUUAUAAAAAUGUAGCAAAUACAAUGUCUUUUGUUAUAAAAAAGUAACAAAUACAAUGUCAUUUGUUAUAAAAGCAUGUAAAUACAAUAUAAUUUGUAAUACAUAACAUGCAAAUACAAUGCCACUAAUAUUGCUAUUAAAAUGUAGCAAAUACAAUGGCAUUUGUUAUAAAAAAAGUAACAAAUACAAUGUCAUUUGUUAUAAAAAGCAUGUAAAUACAAUGUAAUUUGUAAUACAUAACAUGCAAAUACAAUGUCACUAAUAUUGCUAUUAAAAUGUAGCAAAUACAAUGUCAUUUGUUAUAAAAAAGUAACAAAUACAAUGUCAUUUUUUAUAAAAAGCAUGUAAAUACAAUGUAAUUUGUA